This is a messenger RNA of Trichechus manatus latirostris (Florida manatee), 4346 nucleotides long. It is a transcript of the gene EHBP1L1, whose product is annotated as EH domain binding protein 1 like 1. Lineage: Eukaryota; Metazoa; Chordata; Mammalia; Sirenia; Trichechidae. The transcript is spliced from 21 exons. Bases 189 to 4298 code for a protein of 1369 amino acids. Gene Ontology annotation, molecular function: protein binding. Gene Ontology annotation, biological process: actin cytoskeleton organization. Gene Ontology annotation, cellular component: microtubule organizing center; filamentous actin. The record is from RefSeq and is a predicted model, not a curated record.
CUGACGAGCCCUGCACGACCCCACCGACUUGGCAGACCCCUCGGCGGCGCCAGCGACGGCGGAGAGAGCGCGGCCUCGGGUCCGAGCCUCGGACAACUCCGCACGGACAGGGACCAUGGGGACCCAGGCCGGGCCAGCGGUCGCGGGCCAGCAGGAGCCCCGGGCCUGAGGAGCGGGCGGCGGGGACCAUGACCUCGGUGUGGAAGCGCCUGCAACGCGUGGGCAAGAGGGCUGCCAAGUUCCAGUUUGUGGCCUGUUACCACGAGCUGGUGGUGGAGUGCACCAAAAAAUGGCAGCCGGAUAAGCUAGUGGUCGUGUGGACCCGGCGGAACCGCCGCAUCUGCUCCAAGGCCCACAGCUGGCAGCCGGGCAUCCAGAACCCGUACCGGGGCACCGUGGUGUGGAUGGUGCCUGAGAACGUAGACACUGCCGUGACCCUCUACAGGGACCCCCAUGUGGACCAGUACGAGGCCAAAGAGUGGACGUUUAUAAUUGAGAAUGAGUCCAAGGGGCAGCGGAAGGUGCUGGCCACAGCCGAUGUGGACCUGGCCCGCCACGCAGGGCCUGUGCCCACCCAAGUUCCCCUGCGGCUGCGGUUGAAGCCCAAGUCAGUGAAGGUGGUGCACGCCGAGCUGAGCCUCACCCUCUCGGGGGUGCUGCUGCGGGAGGGCCGUGCCACGGAUGAUGACAUGCAGAGUCUGGCGAGCCUCAUGAGUGUGAAGCCUAGUGACGUGGGCAACUUGGAUGACUUUGCUGAGAGUGAUGAGGAGGCUAAUGGCCCAGGGGCCCCUGAGGUCCGGGCCCGGGUCCCCCAGUCGGAUCCCUCUCGGGAGCUGAAGACACUUUGUGAGGAAGAAGAGGAGGGCCGAGUCCAGCCCCAGCAGCCAGCUGCCAGCUCCUCUAAUGCUAAGGAUGCCAACCCAGCCCCUGUGAGUGUCCCUGCGCCCCCAGCCAGGGCCUCCAGGGAGAAGGGGUCAGAGGCACCUGUGGCAGGGGGCCAGGUGGGGCCUGAAGCCCCCAGGCCCCCGGAAACCCCAAUGGAGACAAGGUCCUCAAGGCAGCCAGGCCAGGACGUGGCCCCCACCCCAGCCCCGCGGUUCCGGAAAAGCCUCGAAGCCCCCCAGCCCCCAGUCCCCCAGGGGAAGGAUGAGGCCCCUGAAGCCUCACAAGCUUCCCUAGCAGGAGUGGGUUCCUCUGGGGAGAUGCAGGCGCGGGCAAGGCCUCAGGAAGGGCCAGAGGGCCAUGGAGUCAGGCUGGGCCUAGGCAUUGAGGAUGGAGGCUCCAGAGACCCUGUGGGAGAACAGAGCCCCAAGGCUGAGGAGGAGGGCACUGGGGACAGGCCAAAGGCCAGGGGGGUGGAGACGGAGCAUAGGGCAGGAGCUGGAGAGGCGCACACGAGGACGCUGGUGGUUGGAGCCAGGGAGGCCGCAGCGAGCUCAGACGUUGGUCACAUUGAUGCCGAACAGAGGUCCCAGAUGAGGCCUAUGGACACUAAGGAACCAGAGGCCACCAGAGCAAAGGCUGAAACAAGACUCAGGGGGCCUCCUGAGGCUCCUCCAAGGGGCUCUCAGGGGAGGCUGGGGGUCAGGACCAGGGAUGAGGUACCUACAGGCCUGAGCCCACCCCCAGCAGAACCUGUAGGGCACUCAGGGCAUCUUGGUGACCUCCAGAGGGCCAGGGCUGUGGCAGGCCAGGAGAGAGAGGGCACAGAGGGGAGGGAUGGAGCCCCUGGUGUUGGGGGGCCAGGCCUGGAGCAGGGCUUCUCUGCUGGAGCAGCCAGUGCCAGGCCCCAGGUGAGCAGGAGCCAAGGGUCCCCACCAGCAGCUGACCAGGGGGUGGUAUCUAGGGCUCUGGGGAUCUUGGAGGCAGAAGCUGGGGAUUCAAGGGUCCUGGGAACCGAGAUUGGGGUGGCAGAGUCAGAAGUAUUGGGGACCCAGGAGACAGUGGGAGCGAGAUCAGGGGUCCUGGGGUUGGAGGCUGCUGGGAUGGCAGAGUCAGAGGUAUUGGGGAUGCAGAAGACAAAAGUGGGAGUUUCAGGGGACCCAGGGGCAGAGGCUAGGAUGGCAGAGUCUGAGAUACUGGGGACCCAGGAGACAUCUGGGGAUUUAGGGAUACUGAGAAUAGAAGUUGAGUUAGUAGAGCCUGAGAUAUUGGGUGCCCAGGAGACGGAAGUGGGGGCUUUAAGGAAAGAGGUGACAGAAGCUGGGAGGACAGAGACUGAGAUAUUGGGGACCCAGGUGGUAGCAGAUGAGGGUCCAGGGGUCCCAGGGAUAGAAGCUGAGAUAGCGGAGCCUGAGAUAUUGGGGGCCCAGGAGGUAGCAGAUGAGGGUCCAGGGGUCCCAGGGAUAGAAGCUGAGAUAGCAGAGUCUGAGAUAUUGGGGACCCAGGAGGCAGAGGCUGGAGGUUCAGGGGUCUCAAGUAUAGAGAUUGGGACAGCAGAAGCUGAGAUAUUGGGGACCCAAGGGGUAGCAGAUGAGGGUUCAGGGGUUCCGAGGGUAGAGGCUAUAAUGGUAGAUGGUGAAGUACUGGGAACCCAAAAGACAAGAGUUUCAGAGGCUGCGAAACCAAAAGUUGAGAUUUUGGGGGUCCAGGAGGCAGAUACUGGGGUUUGGGGGAGUCUAGAAACCAAGCGUGGGGCUUCUGUGGCCUCAGUCACUAAACAUGAAGUUUCAGGGGCCCAGGAAGCAGAGGCAGAGAUGCCAGGGGCCCAGGAGGCAGAGACUGAAGUUUUGAGUGUCCAGGAGGCAGAGGCUAAGGUAUUGGAGAUCUCAGAAGCCAAAUCUGAGGCUUUGGGGACCCAGGAAGCAGAGACAGAAGUUUUAGGGUCCCCAGAGAACGAAUGUGGAAUUUUCGAGGUCCAGGAAGCAGAGGCUCAGGUCUUGGGGCCCAAGAAGGGACAAGAAGCUCAGGGAGACUCCCCAGAGGCCAGUCUGGUUGAAGUGCAGGUGGCCAGUGGGGCAGGGGCUGGGGUGCCCAGGCCCUCGGGGGCCUCCUCCCCAGAGGAGCCUGAAGAGGACAGGAGGCUGCCGGGCAGCCAGGUGCCACCUGCCCUGAUCAACUCUAGCCAGUCCCUGCUUGAGUGGUGCAAGGAAGUCACCGCUGGCUACCGUGGCGUCCGCAUCACCAACUUUACCACGUCCUGGCGCAAUGGGUUGGCCUUCUGCGCCAUCCUGCACCGAUUCCACCCGGACAAGAUCGACUAUGCCUCCCUCAACCCGCUCAACAUCAAGGAGAACAACAAGCAGGCCUUCGAUGGCUUCGCGGCCCUGGGUGUGUCACGGCUGCUGGAACCCGCAGACAUGAUGCUGCUGUCGGUGCCCGACAAGCUCAUCGUCAUGACCUACCUGUGUCAGAUCCGCGCUUUCUGCACAAACCAAGAGCUGCAGCUGGUGCAGCUGGAGGGCGGUGGCGCUGCGGGCACCUACCGCGUGGGCAGCGCCGUGCCCAGCCCGCCCGGCGACCUGGACGCUGGCGACCUGGCGCAGCGGUUGCGCGGGUCGGUGAACGGGGAGGCCGGGCCUGUGCCCCCGCCGCGCGCGCACGGCUCCUUCUCCCACGUGCGCGACGCCGACCUGCUGAAGAAGAGGCGCUCGCGGCUGCGGAACAGCAGCUCCUUCUCCGCGGACGAGCAGGACGCUGGGGCCGCGGGUGCCUCUGGUGAAGGCCCAAGCCCAGACCCCAGCCCUGCCCCUGGCCCAGCCCCAGCUGCAGCCCUGCAGCCACCCCUUGGUGGGAUCCCCCCAUCAGAGGAGCUGCCACCAAGCCUGGGGGAGGAGGCUGGGCUGCAGCGGUUCCAGGACACAAGUCAGUAUGUGUGUGCAGAGCUGCAGGUCCUGGAACAGGAACAGAGGCAGAUAGAUGGGCGGGCGGCCGAGGUGGAGACGCAGCUGAGGAGCCUCAUGGAGUCAGGUGCCAACAAGCUGCAGGAGGAGAUGCUGAUCCAGGAGUGGUUCACACUGGUGAACAAGAAGAACGCGCUCAUCCGGAGGCAGGACCAGCUGCAGCUGCUCAUCGAAGAGCAGGACUUGGAGCGGAAGUUCGAGCUGCUGAGCCGGGAGCUGCGGGCCAUGCUGGCCAUCGAAGACUGGCUGAAAACCACCGCGCAGCAGCACCGAGAGCAGCUCCUGCUGGAGGAGCUGGUGUCCCUGGUGAACCAGCGCGACGAGCUGGUCCGGAACCUGGAUCACAAGGAACGGAUAGCCCUGGAGGAGGACGAGCGCCUGGAGCGCGGGCUGGAGCAGCGGCGCCGCAAACUGAGCCGGCAGUUGAACCGGCGCGACCGCUGCGCGCUGAGCUGAGGCCGGCGGUCCAGGAGGCGCCCGCCUCGGCUCCUCGGCCACCGCCCG